Eucalyptus grandis is the source of this 2340-nucleotide messenger RNA. RefSeq names its product growth-regulating factor 8. Lineage: Eukaryota; Viridiplantae; Streptophyta; Magnoliopsida; Myrtales; Myrtaceae. Bases 465 to 2006 code for a protein of 513 amino acids. Gene Ontology annotation, biological process: DNA-templated transcription; developmental process. The record is from RefSeq and is a predicted model, not a curated record. The transcript is spliced from 4 exons. Gene Ontology annotation, cellular component: nucleus.
GUAUCCGCGCGUCCCUCACAGAGGGACAGACAGAGAUUGAAGAAGAGAGAGGAGAAAGAAGAGAGAGAGAGAUUGUCUGUAUUCCUAAAGGGGUGCGAAUGUUGGAAGCUGAGGAAGCAAAACCAAUACUCAUGGCUCGAAAUGGCGGCACCGCUAAACCCCACCCUUCACCUCCCUCUCUUAUCAUCACCACCACCACCACCACCUUCCUUUUCCAUUGAGAGAGAGGAAGCUCUAGAGAGAGAGAGAAAGAGAGAGAGAGGGAGAGGGGACGUUCAGUGUCGUCCAAGUCUUGCUUCCUGAUUUCUUGCGGUGAGGGCUAAAAUCGAAGUAGCUUCAGCUCCAAGUCUUUUCCUUUUCUCUGCUCUCUUCCUUGGUUUUCCUUCUUCUGGGCGGUGCCAUCUUGUUGAUGGGAAAGGGCGCUUUUUGUUGAGACCCAGAGAGAAAGGAAAGGAAAACCAAUCAUGGGUACGAGGAACGGCAACGAAAGUGGGAUGAUGAUGGUGGUUUCUGCUGGGGAGGAGGAGUGCGAUGUCGGGCUGGGUCUGAGGACGCAACAACCCAAGAACGGUGACGGCUAUUCUCGUAAAAAGACGACCCCGGUGAUGAUGUCCAUGUCCUUGCCUCCGCCGCCUCAUCAUCAUCAUCCCCACCACCAUCACCAACAUCACCACCAUCCUUACCACCAGCAAUACACGCUGUCGCCAUCAUCCUCCGGUAGAGGAGGAGUUGCUGGUGGUGCUGGAGAGUAUUAUGGCGGUUUGGGUGGGUCCGUCUUCUCGGGCGCGAGCAACCAUCACUUAGCGUGCGUCGGUGAAGAAGCAGCGGCAGCAGCCACGCUGCUCGCUGCUGGCUCUGCCUCUGCUGAUUCUUCUUCUUCCGCUGCCGCUGCUGCUGCUCCUGUCUUUGACUCCUCAGGAAAAAUGGCAGCAUCUACAAAUGCGAGAGUACCAUUUACAGCAGCACAGUGGCAAGAGAUGGACAUGGAGAGACAGAGCAUGAUGCUCAAGCACAUGCUGACCUCUGUGCCUGUGCCUGCUGGUCCUGAACUCAUCUUGCCCAUCACCAGAUCCCUGCCCACAGUUCUUCCUCCCCAGUCCAACAGGGGUUCUGAUCCAGAGCCGUGGAGGUGCAGAAGAACAGAUGGGAAGAAAUGGAGGUGCUCGCGAGACGUGGCUCCUCACCAGAAGUACUGUGAGCGCCACUCUCACAAGAACCGUCCCCGUUCAAGAAAGCCUGUGGAAUUGCAAGCUGAUUACACAAAAGCCGCCAACGCCACCACCAAGAAAAGCAACGUCACCACCACAAACUCUCAAUCCCUCAGCUCGUGCCAAAAUCCUCAAUUCCUCAACCAGACACCAAUCCCAUCUUCAGUUUUCCCCACCGCGGCGGCCUCAGCUUAUGACCAACCCAGGGGCUUGGAGUGGUUCAUGAAGGCCGAGACCAUCCCCAGCCAAGAAGACUAUCACCAUCACCAACAGCCUAUGCAUGCCGCCUGCAACAGAAUCGACCCAUUUCAUUUGAAGCAGCCACAUAUGCCCCUGAGCUCAUACUCUGAUUAUGGAAGUACCCACGAACUGCAUGAGACCAGGCAUUUCAUCGACGCAUGGUCAGCCCCGCACAGAGACGACAGCUCAAACAGGGCAGCCUCUGUUUCUGCAGGCAAGAAGAUGCCCGUUUCCUCCCUCAGUUUGACGAUGUGCGGGAUUGGAGAAGAAGACAGCAAGAAUACGGACAUGGGCCCGGGUUUAAUGGGUGGAGAGCGCGAGAAGUCAGGGGAUCUGAGGCCGCCGCACUGGAUGAUGAGCCCCGCCGGGUCAUGGAUGGGUUCAACGACGCCGGGCGGGCCGUUGGCUGAGGCUCUUUGUCUGGGGACUGCAAAUGCAAGUUCCGCGAGAAUGGCGGCAGCAUGCGAGGCGACUCCUCAAGGUCGCAUUAGUGUCACCCCUACUAGCAGUAGGAGCUCCAGUAAAGAUGAAGGGCAUGAGCUUAAUCUCAUAAGCUGAAGGAUAGCUCCAUCCUUUCGCCAAUGAAGGUCAGGUAGAACUGGAUGGUUUUUUUGUUUUUUGAGUUGAUGAUACAAUUGAACAGUGAGUGCAACAAAAAAAGGAAUGUUAUUUUCGAUUCGUUUAUAUGGUCUGAUCCAAUUUGUUCGAUAUGUUUUCAUAUGUUUUCAUCUUAGGAUCGAAGUACUUUCUUUCAGGUGCUCUGUAAUUGUUCCUUUGCCUUGCUGAUUUCCAUGUGUCCAUUUUUAUCGUUGUUUGUUCACGGCUGAUGUGUACUUAUUGCGAAAUGAUGACACGAUGCUCUUGCUUCUGCUAAUCAUGAAUCGGUUCCACA